Messenger RNA from Copidosoma floridanum, 903 nucleotides. RefSeq names its product troponin C, isoallergen Bla g 6.0101-like. Gene Ontology annotation, molecular function: calcium ion binding. Gene Ontology annotation, cellular component: myosin II complex. The record is from RefSeq and is a predicted model, not a curated record. Lineage: Eukaryota; Metazoa; Arthropoda; Insecta; Hymenoptera; Encyrtidae.
ACACUUUUAGAAUAUGUAGUCUUUUUAUUUAUGUCUUGACUUCUGUGUGAUGCGUUGUUUGUGAACUCUACAAAAGUUAAAGUCUAGUCAACUGUAAGUUAAUUUUUAGGGGUGAAAGUUGAGUAAAAAGUAUUUUCUAAUUUAAGUCAGUUCAAAUUUGUAAGAAAAAAAAAUUUGAAGUAAACAAUAUCGAAUAAUCAUCUUAGUUAAUUAAUUUUAUCAUUAAUCAAUGUAAUGGUGAUUGACAAGCAUGAAGCAAUGGAUACAGAUAACGUCGAAGAAGAUAGACAAGGAAAAAAAAGAUAGAAAAUAAAGCCAAGAGGGUUAAAAUAGUACCAAUAAUUAUAAUAAAAUGAAUUAUCACUUAGUAUAAAUUGAAUACUUAUCUGGGUCGGAAGAUCUGACAAAGGAACAAAUCACACAAUUACAAAUGGCUUUUGAUGCAUUCGAUCACCAAAAAAAGGGUAUUGUUAGUACAGACAUGAUUGGCACUAUGUUAAAUAUGUUAGGACAUGAAAUAAGGAGCAGUGUGCUAUCAGAAGUAGUUGCUGAGUUUGAUCCUCAUGGUAGAAAGGAAAUACGGUUCGAUACUUUCUGUAAUCUUGCAGCAAGAUUCUUAGAAGAUGACGCUGACACAGAAGCUAUACAGACAGAAUUACGAGAAGCCUUCCGACUUUACGAUAGAGAAGGAAAUGGCUACAUUACAACUGAAGUUUUUAGAGAUAUUCUUCACGAACUUGAUGACAACUUGACGCCAGAAGAACUUGAUAUGAUGAUUGAUGAAAUUGAUGCAGAUGGAUCAGGGACCCUUGACUUUGACGAGCCAAUUUUUUAGCAAUGGAAAAGACCACAAACUGUUUGCAAUGUUAAAGGCUUAUGGAUUCUUACUACUAUGACAAGGCU